AUGCCGGAGUGUUUGGAAUGUAACGAACAAGUGUCCAGAAAAACUGAUAAAUCAUGUGAAUGUGCAAAGUGUAAUGGAAUAGUUCACUUAGCUUGUGCUAAUGUUAACAUCACAAGAGAGGAGUUUAAUAGUUUAAAAAAAGGUGUUUAUAAAUUUAUUUGCACAAAAUGCAGAGACAACGCCACCUCUCAAAGUAAUUCAACACCCGCUAAUAAUGACCUUGCUUCUGUGAUUCGAUCGAUACCUGAAAACAUUACUCAGAGUGAUUUCUUUGCUGCGCUUGAGGUUGCCAUCGAACAGGGGCAGAGAAACGUUCUCCAAGAAUAUCACAGCAAGAUGGUCAAUUCGAUGAAAGAAUUUCAAGAUGAACAAAAAAAGUUUAAUACAGAGCUAAGUACAUCAAUUGACAACAUGAAAUCGGAGAUUGCUGACCACUCUAAAAGAAUUGACAUACUUGAAUUCGACUCUGGCGUCUGUACGGAAGACCUUAAAAAUGUCAAAGUGGACAACGAGGCUAUACAUAAUCGCAUGGUCGAAUUAGAGCGAUCAUUAAAUUUUCAUGAACAGUCUUCUUUAAUGUCAUCGAUGGACAUCCGUGGACUACCUGUCAAACCCGAUGAAGACUUAAAAAACACUUUUUGCCGCAUUGCUGCAAGUCUAAAUGUUGAAAUGACGCAGGAAAAUAUUGUUAAUAUAUACCGCGUUAAAAACUCUGAGAACAUUAAUCCUCAAUCAUCACAGUCACUAAUCAGAGCAAAACUGUCACGACAAGACAUCAGAGACAAAAUACUCAACCAACGUAAAACUUUCAAAAAUUUCACGACGAUGUAUCUUGGAUGGCCAGAAGCGGAAAGAGCUAAUAUUUACCUACAAGAGACCCUCACGCCCUUCAAUCGCCGUAUACAUGCUGCUGCUCUUACAGCUCGGAAGUCUAACAUCAUUAAAUAUCUCUGGAUUGCAGGAGGAAAAAUUUUCUGUCGGAAAGAAGAUGGAAGUCGCAGGAUCUUACUCUCGUGUCUACAAGAUGUCCAUUCACUUAAAUAG
This is a messenger RNA of Leptopilina boulardi, 1044 nucleotides long. RefSeq lists its product as uncharacterized. The transcript has a single exon. The record is from RefSeq and is a predicted model, not a curated record. NCBI's taxonomy places the organism in Eukaryota, Metazoa, Arthropoda, Insecta, Hymenoptera, Figitidae. Bases 1 to 1044 code for a protein of 347 amino acids.